Hibiscus syriacus is the source of this 1051-nucleotide messenger RNA. RefSeq names its product chaperone protein dnaJ C76, chloroplastic-like. Lineage: Eukaryota; Viridiplantae; Streptophyta; Magnoliopsida; Malvales; Malvaceae. The record is from RefSeq and is a predicted model, not a curated record. Bases 1 to 1011 code for a protein of 336 amino acids. The transcript has 11 exons.
AUGGCUCGGCUACUCUCUCCUGUAUGUACAAAUGCAGUGAAACUCCAUAACCCAUCCUUAAACAUGAGUAGAAGAAGCUCAUGGAAGGCCAUGCCUAAGCCUGGAGCUUCUUGCACCUCGAUGGGUCUAAGGAGAGGUUGUGGCAGACUCAAGGUUACUUCCGUGAAUACCGCUUCUACUGAUUCUCUUGCUGAUGACUAUUAUGCUCUUCUUGGUCUGCUUCCGGAUGCCACACAAGAGGAGAUAAAAAAGGCUUAUUAUGAUUGCAUGAAGGCUUGUCAUCCAGACUUAAGUGGCAAUGAUCCAGAGACUACAAAUUUCUGCAUGUUCAUCAACGAGGUCUAUGGGGUCAGUGUAUUCUCAGUACAGCGCAUGGUUUAUGAUGAAAUUCAUGGCUAUGCAUGGACUGCAAUCAAUCCUUUCAUGGAUGAUUCCGCCCCCAAAGACUACGUAUUUGUCGAUGAGUUUAGUUGCAUAGGCUGCAAAAACUGUGCCAAUGUCACCUGCGAUGUGUUUAGAAUCGAGGCAGACUUUGGACGAGCCAGAGUUCAUAGUCAGUUUGGGAAUCCUGAAUUAGUGCAACACGCAAUAGACGGGGGCCCAGUUUAUUGCAUUCAUUUGACUUCUGCAGCACAGUUAUCGUUGCUUGAAGAUGAAAUGACCAGGUGGUCCAGGGUUGAAAGAGUUAAUGUAGCAUUGAUGCUUUCAGGAAUGGGAUCUUCAUCAAAUGUAUUCAGAAUGGCAAGUUCUCGAUGGGAAAAGAGACGGGCAAAAAUUUUGGAACAACCUAAAGUAAGGAUGAUGCAGCAGAAAGAUGGUGGUAAAACCGAUUCAUACUGGACCAACCUUUGGGGCAAGCCUAAAGAAUACAAUAAAUCAGAGGAGGAAGUGAAAGAGAAGGCAAGAAGGGCUGCAACAGCUGCAAUAAGAUGGAGGGAGUAUUCAAGAAGGGGUGUGGAUAAGGCUCCCACUAUUAAACUUCCAGAGGCUCUCUCCAACAAAGAUAAUUAAUUUAAACCACCACUAAUCUAUUUUUACCAUUCCUAAAGCU